AUGCAUUCGGCUAGACCAAUUCGGUCUGCAGAUAACCCUCUCAGAUCCCCGUCCCCCCCUGGCCCAAUUCCAAGCUUUGAUGUUGAGAAUACUGGUGCUUUGGUAGAUGGAGAUGCCCCACGUGAGUCCGUUUCGAUGCAUGGGAUGCGGGCAUCUGAUGCACGGGACACCAAGAGCUCAAACCCCCGUCCGCAUCUUGAUUCCAGACAAUAUUCGACCUCGCCGCAAUACGUGACCCCGUCUAAUUCCUACCAUGGUUCCCCACAAUCUACCUCUCCGUAUUCGGGUGGACGGGGCGGUUGGAAUGGGCAGCAGCCUCCUCACCCCGGACAGCCGCCGACUGGUCCACAGAGCCACUUUUAUCAAGGCCAAAGCCAAUUUCAUCCGUCUGCGAACCAUAUUCCCACAGGUCCUCGUGGAGGCCAUUCAGGCUAUCGCGGAAACUAUCAGAACCAAGGAGGCGGCCGUAGAUUCUCUGCUUCAGGCUCCCAAAAUUACAGCAAUGCACCUUCCCCGCGUGGCCGGGGUAAUUUUACCAGUUAUCAGUGGAGUGGUCCCGGAUCCCGGGGUCGGGGGCCUCAUAGCCCACAUACAUCACAUGGGCAGACGUCACAAACCCCUCCGCCUCCAACGGCUUCGGAAAAUGAGACAUCUAUUGGUCCUGUUCAGAGUAAUAUUGCUUUCAGGCUUGGUGGCCAAGAUCGCCCGGUAGGCGAGGAAAAGCCAGAGUCAGAGGUCGACGAUGCCCAGAAAAUGCUACCUACGAACAUAGGACAGUCUGAUACCUCUACGAACCCAAAUAAGGGAGGCAAAAUCAGUUUUGCUUUCAAGGCGAAGACAACUCCAGCCCCUGCUCCGAAACCCGUUCCGGAUCUGGCACAAAGGAUGCUGGCCCGAGAGCCACCUGCCCGGGUGGCCGAGCCUCCGCGUAAUCGGAUGGCGAGUGGUCCGCCUCCCAAAUUCAAGCCUGAGCCACGUUUUGAUCGUCGUGAGCGGGACCGUGAGAGAGAAAGAGACCGACAUCGUGAAAGAGAUCGCGACAGGGGGCGUAAUGACCGGCGCGAUUUCCGGGAUCCGCGCGGGUUCCGUGAUCCUAGGGAUAGGCGCGACGGUCGGAAGGAUGAUCAUCGUUUUGAUCAUCGCCAUGACAGGAGAAGAGGUGACCGACGACAGGAUUUCCGUCCUGAACGCCGCCGGGAUCGUUCUCCGGAACCCAAGAAACAACCUAAAAUUCUGACACGGCCGAAACCACGUCCCAUACUUCCUGAAGAAUUCGCUAAAUCGGAUUCUGUUUAUUACCGGAAACCUGGAAAUGAAUCUGUUAUUGGAGCUGGUACGUAUGGAAAGGUCUUCAAGGCAAUUCAUGUGUAUACCCAGAGAAAGGUGGCAUUGAAGAAGAUACGAAUGGAGGGCGAGAAAGAUGGUUUCCCUGUCACGGCUGUGCGCGAGAUCAAGUUGCUGCAACACCUCCGCAACGACAAUGUUGUGAGCUUGCUGGAAGUCAUGGUAGAGAGGAAUGAGUGCUUUAUGGUGUUUGAGUAUCUCUCCCAUGACCUUACUGGUCUCAUUAAUCACCCGACUUUCACACUUACGGCAGCUCAUAAAAAGGACCUGGCAAAGCAAAUGUUCGAAGGAUUGAGCUACCUUCAUCAUCGUGGAGUGCUGCAUCGCGACAUCAAGGCCGCCAAUAUUCUUAUCAGCAACCGUGGACAACUAAAAUACGCCGACUUCGGUUUGGCCAGAUUCUUCUCAAAAAGUCGACAACUUGAUUACACAAAUCGUGUUAUCACUAUAUGGUACCGACCGCCAGAGCUUCUCCUGGGUGAAACCAGGUACGGACCGGCAGUUGACGUUUGGAGUGCGGCUUGCGUAUACGUCGAAAUGUUCACAAAGAAAGCCGUUUUCCCCGGCGAGGGGGGCGAGAUCAGCCAAAUGGAGAAGCUCUAUAAUUGUCUCGGGACUCCGACACGAGCAGAAUGGCCAGACAUUGUUGAGAUGCCUUGGUUCGAGCUGAUGCGCCCGACUGAACGAAAGAGAAGGGUUUUUGAGGAGGUGUAUGGGCGGAUCCUAACCCCAGCGGCUCUGGACUUGGUUUCUCAAAUUUUCCGUUAUGACCCGACUGCACGGCCAACUGCUGAGGAGAUACUUGCACAUCCGUACUUUGCUUCGGAGGAGCCUAGGCCCCAACAAGCCAUUGAACUGGAGAACAUUGAGGGCGAUUGGCAUGAAUUUGAAUCCAAAGCACUCCGCAAAGAGAAGGACAGGGAAGCUCGCCGCGCUGAGUAUCAGAGAGACAAAGAGAAACGGAAGGCUGGUACUUCAGCUCCACCCAGCGAGAGAGAAACGAAACGUGCCAAGCAAGACGCCGAGGACUCGCAAUCUUCAGCACAGCCUACGGAACAAUAG
Messenger RNA from Aspergillus pseudonomiae, 2406 nucleotides. RefSeq names its product putative protein kinase. Gene Ontology annotation, biological process: protein phosphorylation; positive regulation of transcription elongation by RNA polymerase II; transcription elongation by RNA polymerase II. The record is from RefSeq and is a predicted model, not a curated record. Gene Ontology annotation, cellular component: nucleus; cyclin/CDK positive transcription elongation factor complex. The transcript has 3 exons. NCBI's taxonomy places the organism in Eukaryota, Fungi, Ascomycota, Eurotiomycetes, Eurotiales, Aspergillaceae. Gene Ontology annotation, molecular function: RNA polymerase II CTD heptapeptide repeat kinase activity; cyclin binding; ATP binding. Bases 1 to 2406 code for a protein of 801 amino acids.